This is a messenger RNA of Larimichthys crocea (large yellow croaker), 1277 nucleotides long. RefSeq names its product growth arrest and DNA damage-inducible protein GADD45 beta. The record is from RefSeq and is a predicted model, not a curated record. The transcript has 4 exons. NCBI's taxonomy places the organism in Eukaryota, Metazoa, Chordata, Actinopteri, Sciaenidae. Gene Ontology annotation, cellular component: nucleus; cytoplasm. Gene Ontology annotation, biological process: regulation of cell cycle. Bases 183 to 644 code for a protein of 153 amino acids.
UGCAAAACCCGGGUAGUUUCGGUGCCGCCCUCCUCUCUGCUCCGGUAUAAAGAGUGUGUCACAACGUUUCCAACAACAAACGCUCCUGCAGGCACAAGCAGACACGCUGAGGGAAAUACUCAAACCAUCACCAUCGGAUUAUUCUCACUUUUCUCACUGGGAUUAAUUUUGGAUUUGCAAACAUGAUUCCAGAGGAAAACUUCAGCUCCAUCGAGAACAGGAUGCAGUCUGUAGGUCUGGCUCUGGAAGAGUUGCUGGUGACUGCACAGAAACAAGACUGCCUGACUGUUGGCAUCUAUGAAUCAGCUAAACUUCUUAAUACAGAUCCAGAUAGUGUGGUCUUGUGCAUUCUUGCAGCUGACGACGUGGACGACAUAGCGCUGCAGAUCCACUUUACCCUGUUGCAGUCGUUCUGCUGCGAUAGCGGCCUCACCAUCCUUCGAGUCUCAGGAGUUGAGCGGCUCCAGCAGCUGCUGGGUGCUGUGGAUGCUAACAGAAACCAGGAAGAGCACGGAGACCUCCACUGCAUACUGGUUACGAACCCCGAGGCUGAUCACUGCAGGCUACAAGAGGUGGGAACCUACUGCCAGGAGAGUCGACGCCUUGACCAGUGGGUGCCUGAACUAGUCCUGCAGGAACGCUGAAGGCUCUGGCACCCACAUACAUGAACAAAAACAGGAGCUUUCUGGGUUCAGAUACUCAUGAACCAUUAAUGCUCAUGCAGGGAUGGACUGAAGCAGACCCGGCCGGACUAUCGUGACUGACCAGCAGGAGCUAAGGACCCCCAUUGAGUGACUCGUGAAACAGUCGAUGAAGGCUGGUUUACAGUGCAAAAGAUACAAACAAAAGUCAGAUUCCAUUCAGGCCACAUUGUUUUUACAUUGGCAGUAAAACUAGAUCCAAGCUGCUGUUUUGUGUUUCUGUUUUGGCUACUACAAUGUUUAUGGGGUGUGACAAUCAGGAAGAGUAGCAGCAUUGACUAUAAACUUGUCCACACCUAAACUUGUAUCUGGAGGACUGGACUGGACAGGAAUGUUGUAAUGAAACUAUGCCCAACAUUCCUGUGUACUCUGACAUGGGAGAGUCCUUGGAGAGAAGGUGUGCGUGUGUGAAUGUGUGGUAUGCGUGAACAAUACUUGGGUCUUUCUUUAGAAAAAGACUGGGCGUGCAGCGUUCCUGAAAUGAGCAGCUGAACCUGCGGGGGAAUCGUCUCCAUGGAAACUGGAAUGGAAAUGAUGUGCAAGUUGAAGUCACACAGGAUUCAUUGGCCUGAAAAA